AUGAACAGAAUAAUCAUUCUCAUCGAUAUGGAUUGCUUCUACGUACAAGUGGAACAGCGUGAACAACCAGAGACGCAAAACAAACCAUGUGCCGUGGCCCAAUAUAAUGGCUCGACCGGUGGCGGAAUCAUUGCAGUCAGUUACGAAGCUCGAGCGCGAGGAGUUAAACGCGGCAUGUGGGGGAAAACGGCAUUGAAAACAUGUGAUGAUCUCAUACUGUUCGAAGUGCCGGAGAAGCGAGGCAAGGCGGAUUUAGCCAAAUAUCGGGCAGCUGGUGCGGAAGUUAUUCAGUGCAUUUCUGAAUUUGUUAAUAACGUAGAACGUGCAAGUAUUGACGAAGCCUAUGUGGAUAUAACCGGUUUGUGGUUUUGUAUUGUGUUUUGUGAUCACGAAAAAUUCGUUACAGACUUUGUAACUGAACAACUUGAACAGAAUACUCACUCUAUGACAUUAGACACCACGCCAACAGAUGAAGCAUAUGUAAUGGCUCAACACCGACCGUAUACUCAAUCAAGUGAUGUACGGACUGUCGAUUCAACGUCAUGCAAUGCACUUAGUGAAUCUCUAAACCGACCGGAUUGGAAAGAAUUUCUGAUUGAAUCCUUUGCUGAUGGUGAACGAUAUGCGUUAGCCUCGGCAUUAACGUAUCACAUUCGGAAAGCAAUUUUACGGCGUACUGGAUUCAGAUGUUCUGCGGGGGUCGCUCCGAAUAAGGUGAGCCAAUAA
Messenger RNA from Echinostoma caproni, 726 nucleotides. The record is from the annotation of a GenBank genome assembly. Lineage: Eukaryota; Metazoa; Platyhelminthes; Trematoda; Plagiorchiida; Echinostomatidae.